AUGGUGCUGCUGUCGGGGGCCGGGGAGAAGCUGGCGGCGCAGCGGGAGCAGCCGGCCCGCCCCGACCCCGGGGCCGCCGCUGAGGGGCAGGAGGAGCGGGAGGAGCAGGAGGAGGAGGAAGACUGCGAGGAGUAUGAGGAUUUCUCCGAGCUGCCCGACACCUGCAGCAUCGCCUCGGACGACUCCUUCUACCCGCCGGGCGGGCCGGAGAACGAAGAGGAGGACGGCUGGUCGCUGGGCCGGGCGGAGAGCGAGAGCCCCGAGGCGCUCAGCCUCUUCCGCGCCUGCUGCACCAACAACGCCGUGGUGCUGCGGGCGCUGCUCCGCCAGGGCCCCGAGGAGGACGAGGUGCGGGAGACCGACCGCAACAGGCGGAAUGGUCUUAUCGUUGCCUGUUACCAAGGUUAUGUGGAUAUUGUAAUAGCCUUAGCACAAUGCCCUCACCUUGAUGUAAACUGGCAGGACAAUGAAGGGAACACAGCUUUAAUCACAGCUGCGCAGGCAGGGCACAUAACCAUUACAAACUAUCUGUUGAACUAUUUUCCUGGACUUGAUAUUGAGAAGAGGAAUGUGUUUGGAUUUACCGCCCUGAUGAAAUCUGCAAUGCAGGGCCGCACUGAAUGUGUCAGAGCCUUGAUGCUGGCAGGGGCAAAUGUUCACGCAACAGACCCAAGCCGUAGACUGACUUCAUGGGAAUGGGCUUGUUACACAGGAAGGUCAGAAUCUGCCUUCAUCAUGCAAAAGCUGAUGGAUAGGCCAUGUCCAGAACAGUUUUGUGAUCAAUAUAAACCAGAAUGGCCAAAAAUGAAGGAACUUCUUGCCAAGGCUGCGGAGCCAAAGAGCUGUUUGCAGAGGAUUUCAGAGUGCAUGAGAUCAGCAGUCUCAUUCCGGGCUUUCCAUGGCCCAGAAGAAGAUGGGGUCCUUGAUCACAUGGUCAGGGUGACAACAAGCUUAGGUAGUCCUUUUAUUGCUCUGUCGUGCAGGACUGUGUGCCCAGGAAGCCCACCUUCUGUGGGAAAACGCAGACUGGCCGUGCAGGAAAUCCUUCGGAAGCAAAGAGCUGAGCAAAUCCGAUCUCAGGACAAAGACCGUGCUAGCAGCUAUGAGAGAUUAUUUCAAAACUCCAAAAUCACGCUGAUCCCCAAAAAGAAGGACCGUCGAGCCAGCCUGCAGCCCUCCAGCCUUGCAGUACCUCAAGUGAGCACUGUAGCCCUCAGGAAGGCAAGUCUCUUGCCACUGCAUCUUUUGAGACGGAGCAGUGUGAGACCAGGAUUUGUCAUCCCCAAAGUCCGCAUCAGCAAGGCUCCUCCACCCACCUAUCAACCAGAAAAUGCGAGACGGAGGAGUAGUGCUAAAGAUGACCCAUAUUUGCAGAUUCCUAAAUGGAGAUACAAGGAAUUGAAAGAGGAGCGGAAGAAGGCAGAGGAACUGGAAAAGAAAAAAGCAGAGGAGGCUCAAAAACAGAGGCAGGCAUCUCCUGCCAGAUGCAGGACCUGA
Messenger RNA from Rhea pennata, 1497 nucleotides. RefSeq names its product ankyrin repeat domain 33B (gene ANKRD33B). The record is from RefSeq and is a predicted model, not a curated record. Gene Ontology annotation, molecular function: protein binding. Lineage: Eukaryota; Metazoa; Chordata; Aves; Rheiformes; Rheidae. The transcript has 4 exons. Bases 1 to 1497 code for a protein of 498 amino acids.